Molecule: messenger RNA, 669 nt
Organism: Chaetomium fimeti
Lineage: Eukaryota; Fungi; Ascomycota; Sordariomycetes; Sordariales; Chaetomiaceae
Exons: 2
Coding region: 1-669 (222 amino acids)
Source: RefSeq, a predicted model, not a curated record
AUGACAGUGUCAAACACCUCGCCCAGGAGCCUCAAAUGCCAAGGGAGCAUUGAGGCAUCCAUGGACUUUCUGAGCCUCACCCUAGGCCGGCUGUCUAUCCCAUCAGAGACAUGCCUGUUCAGCCUCCUCGGCCAAUGCUUCACCAAGAUGAAGCACAUCUUCAACCUUAACGAUCCCUCGAACAUUCUCGCGGAGCCAGCCACUCUGGAGCGCAUCCUCAACUCCAUCUUCGAUACCACUUCCGUCCCCUUCGUUACAGAAAAGUCGGUGCGGAUCGCCGCUGGGCUCGAUGACCACGAUAGGUCAUGUCUGUUUGUGGAGGCCGUGGCGGGCAUGGUCCUGAUCUUCCAGCGCCUUGACCUGACCGGCGGUGUGGUUUCCUCAAGGUUGUUGUCCCGGGAGCUCCAGCUUUUCGCCGAGAGCGAGCAGCGGCGGGUGGCUCUGGACAAAAUUAGCAGCAGCGCCCUCUUCAGCUCCUGUUACACCAAGAACUCCAUCGUCGACUUCCUGAUGGCGGCAGUUGACGAACGGAAUGUGGGCCUUCACGAUGCCCUACCUCUAGGCACCGCUGGGGAGCAUCUCUUGAACGACAAUGUUGCUUGGGUCAGCGAUCGGCCAUGCAAGAACAUGGGGUUGCCAUGGGGGUUCACGAUCAUGACGCUGAACUAA